AUGGUUCCCACACCGGGGCUACCAAAUUCCGAUGCUUCAAGAUCCCAAACCUGGACCGCUGGUUCGGAUGGCAUGCCCGCAUCAGGAUUGGUGGCGGGUCCGGGUGCAAGCGUGGCUGCUGCUGAUGGUGCGGCUGCCAGCGCGGGUGCUGCGUUGGGGACUUCUAUGGGCCCUGGUCAAGCUGCGGCGAGAGGAGGGAGAGAGGGAGGUGAAGUUGCUUCGGGCAUGUCAGGGUCAGGAGUGCAGGCAGGUGUGGGGGUUGGUGUGGGGGUAGGGACGGGCAGAGUCAUGGGUCAACGUGGUGGUCUGGCUGACCUGGCAAUGCCAGGGUACCUGCCACCAGGCCCUUCCAUCCCAUCCGGCCCAGCACAGGCGGGAGGGGCAACGGAGCAGGCAGGUCGGGUGGGUGGCGCGUCUCUCAUGAUUCCCACGCCUGGCGGCCCUCCCGUGAUGGACGCUGGGGGCCUCACUGCCUCUGCUGCUCGCGACGGCGCCUUUCGUGGGGCUGGGGCAGCAGGGGGGGCGGGUGGGGCAGGUGGGGCUGUGGUGGACGGUGCUGCUGUGGCCGGGACUGGUGCCGGUGCUGCUGGCGUGGGUGGUGCAGGCGGUGUGAUGGCGCAUCAGCAGCACUCACGUCAGCAGCCGCAGCAGCACCCGCAUGUUAAGGGGAACGCGGGAUUUCCACAGCGGAUGCAGGGUGGAAAAGGGCCUGUGGGCUCACAGCAAACGCAGCAGCAGCAGCAGCAGCCCUCCGGUUCAACACCCGGUUCGGGAGCAACAGGUGCAGUGCUGAAUGGCGUGCCUGCUAGUACCGAACCUUCUGCCAAAGCCACUGCAGCUGCAGGAGCAGCGGCGGGAGCAGCGGCAGGAGCAGGGGCAGGAGGAGGAGCGACAGCAGGAGCAGGGGCCGUGGCAUUGGUGGAAGCGGGAGCAGGGACGGGAGCAGCAGGGGAUAUAGCAGCAGGAGGCGGCGCGAUCGACCCCCAGCGGGCCAUGCAGUACCAGCGGCAGCAGAAGUGGUUGCACACGCUGCGCCAUGCGUCUCGCUGCAUCGCUGCCAACGGCUCCUGCAACGUGGGCGCGCACUGCCGCGUGUUUCGAGAGCUCUGGGCCCACUGCUCCCGCUGCAAGGACCCUGAGUGCGCUUACCCCCGCUGCGUCCCUUCCAGGAAGCUUCUCCACCAUCACCAGAUCUGCCGGGAUCCCAAGUGCCCCGUGUGUGGGCCUGUGAGGCGCGCGUUUCAGCAGCAGAUGCUGGCGGCGAGAGCGAAUGCGGCGGCUGCUGCGGCUGCGGCGGCUGCCGCUGCUGCUGCGGCUGCGGCUGCAGCAGCUGCUCCUGUAGUGACUGCUGCAGCUGAUGCCGCUGCGGGUACUGGGAAUGAGCGACAGGACGGGAAAGAGGUCGAGGCAGAGGCAGGUGCCAUUGAUGGUCAAAUCACGACCGUGCCUGUGGCGGAUGGAGCAGUUGCAGUGAACGGCGACGCUUCCAAUGCUGCAGCAGCUGCAGGUGGGCAGGGAGAUCACUCCACUGCUGUGCCGGUUGUCACCACUGGUACCGCCAAGCCUGCACCUGCACCUGAAGACACAGCCACAGGCAAAGGGGCAUCUGCCAAUGGAGCUUCGGCUCCUGGUGUUUCUCUGCCGCUGGGUCCUGCUGCUGGGGCUGCAGGGGCUGUAGAGAGGGCAACACAAGCUGGUGCUACUGCCGCAGCCAGUGCUGCUGCUACUGCUGCUACCAGUGCUGCUAGAGCAGCAGGAGCAGCGGCGGCUUCAGGCUCAGCUGGUGCCACGGGUGUUGCUGGGUCGGCCAUUACAGGGCAGAAGAGGCCGAAUGAGGGAGCUAGGCGCGGGGAGGGCGGGGUGGCAGAGGCAGGGCGGGAGAAGGAGAGGGAGAAGGAGAAGGGGGCAGGGGCGCAGCCGCUAAAACGAGCCAAGCUGGAAGGCGGGGUGGGGGGUCUAAAGGCUGCAGGUGGUGGGCCAAAGCGGAGCUCUGGCGUGAAGGCAGAGGCUGGCGCUGCUGCAGCAGCAGGAGGAGGAGUGGGUGGUGCUGGUGGUCCUGGCGGUGCUGCUGGUGCUGCUGGUGGCGAGAAAGAGAAGCCUGAGAGGCCUGUUGGUGCCAAGGCUGGCAAGGCUGCUGGCAGCAAGAUGCAGGGAAGUGCCAAUGGCGCUCUUGCAGGGAGAGCGGGCGCACAGGCUAAGGCUGCUGCUGCCGCUGCUGCUGCUGCUGGUGGUGCUGCAGUGAAGGCAGAGGGAGGGGUAGGGUCAGCAGGGGCAGGGGCAGGGCAGGUGAAGGCGGAGGGUAGGACUGGGGCAGGUGCGUCUGGCGCGGGUGGUGCUGGUGGCGGCGCAGCGAGUGUGAAGGCAGAGCCUCGGACAGAAGAUAGCAAGGCGCUUGUCCCUGCAGGUGGGGCAGGAGCAGUCACCACCUCAGCAGCAGCUGCUGCAGCAGCAGCAUCAGCAGCAGCAGCAGCUGCGGCGGCAGCAGCGAACAACAAGAACAUGAAGAGCAAAGGCGUGGGCACGUCUCUAACCGAGCUCUUCACCCCGGAGAUGAUCCGGCUGCACGUGCGGAGCCUGAGGCAGUGGGUGGGGCAGAGCAAGCAGAAGCAGGAGAAGCUGCAGGCGGCGCAGCAGCUGCAGCAGCAGCAGCCGCGGGACAGCGACUGCCGGCUGUGCUCCGUGGAGAAGCUCUUCUUUGACCCGCCGCCCAUCUACUGCACGGCGUGUGGGCGCAGGAUUCAGAGGAACAAGGCGUAUUAUGCCACGCCGGGCGCGGGCGACCAGCGGCAGUGCGUGUGUAACCGGUGCUAUGGGGACUUCCGAGGGGAUGCGAUCACGCUGGAGGGGCUCCGGCCGAUUCCCAAGGCUAGUCUCACCAAGAGAAUUAAUGAUGAGGAGACAGAGGAAGCGGUAUGUGCAUUUCUUGUGCAUUUCUUUCUCCCUGGUCCUCCCAUUUGGUUUUCUCCGUUUGAUCUUGCUGGCUCCCCGUCCCAACCUACUCUCCCUGUUCCCCCCUCCUUCCCUUGUAUGCGCAAUCUGCUGUGCGACACGUGUGACCGGUGGGUGCACCAGUGGGUGCAGUGUGACACGUGCGACCGGUGGGUGCACCAGUGGGUACAAUGCGACACGUGCGACCGGUGGGUGCACCAGGUGUGUGCGCUCUUCAACGGGCGGCGCAACGAGGGCGAGGCGGAGUACACGUGUCCGCUGUGCUGCUGCGAGCAGAUGGAGCGAGGCCUCCGGGCGCCUCUCCCGCCCUCCACCGUGCUCGGCGCCCGAGACCUGCCCCGCUCGCGCCUCUCAGAUCAUUUAGAGGGGCGGCUGGCGAAGAGGCUGGCGCAGGAGAGGGAGGAGAGGGCCAGGCAGCAGCGGAAGAGACCAGAUGAGGUGGAAGGGCCCGAGGAGCUGGUGAUCCGAGUGGUAUCAUCGGUGGACAAGAGGAUGGAGACGAAGCCACGCUUUCUCAACUUGUUCCCAGAUGGGGAGUACCCCAAAGAGUUCCCUUACAAGUCCAAGGUGGUGCUGCUGUUUCAGCGCAUAGAGGGCGUAGAGGUGUGUCUCUACGCCAUGUACGUGCAGGAGUUUGGUGCCGACUGCCUGCCGCCCAACCACCGCCGCAUCUACCUCUCCUACCUCGACUCCAUCAAGUACUUCCGCCCUGACGUCCGUACGGUCAACGGGGAGGCCCUGAGAACGUUCGUGUACCACGAGAUUCUGAUCGGGUACCUGGAGUAUUCCAAGAUGCGUGGCUUCACGAGUUGCUACAUCUGGGCGUGCCCGCCGCUCAAGGGCGAGGACUACAUCCUCUACUGCCACCCCGAGAUCCAGAAGACGCCCCAACCCGUCAAGCUGCGCGAAUGGUACCUCACCAUGCUGCGGAAAGCCACCUCAGAGAACAUCGUGGUGGAAGUGAGCAACCUGUACGACACCUUCUUCGUGCAGAUCGGGGAGUGCCGCGCGCUGCCCUCCGCAGCCCGCCUGCCGUACUUUGACGGGGACUACUGGCCGGGCGCCAUGGAGGACGAGCUGCAGAAGCUGCUGGAGGAGCGCGAGGAGGAGAAGGCCGGAGGGAAGGGGCCCAAGAAGGCAAAGAAGAGCAAGGCUUCGAGCAAACGGGGGGGCGGAGGGGGCAGGGAUGAGGAUUUGGGGACGCCUGCGUCCCUGGACAAGCAGCUGAUGAGCAAGCUGGGCAGCACGAUACUGCAGAUGAAGGAGGAUUUCAUAAUGGUACACAUGCACUACUGCUGCUCGCACUGCAAGAACUUCAUCAUCACCGGCAACAGAUGGGUGUGCUUACAGCCGCAGUGCAAGCACUUCAACAUCUGCGACUCGUGUUUCAAGCAGGAGGAGCGGCGCAGCCCCGUGGACCGCCACCCUGUGCUGCUCAAGGAGGCCCACCAACUAGCUCCGAGGCCCAUCGACCCGCCAGUCCCUACGGAAACAAAAGAUCCGGAUGAAGUGGUGGAGUCUGAAUUCUUUGACACGCGGCAGGCGUUUCUCUCUCUCUGCCAGGGCAACCACUACCAGUACGACACGCUGCGCCGCGCCAAGCACUCGUCGCUCAUGGUGCUCUACCACCUGCACAACCCCACCGCGCCCGCCUUCGUUGUCACCUGCAACGCGUGCCAGCGCGACAUUGAGAACCGGCAGGGGUGGCGGUGCGAGCAGUGUCCGGAUUAUGAUGUGUGCGCCCAGUGCAAGGACACGUGUGGACACCCGCACCCGCUGGUGUCGCAUGCGAGCCAGCCGGAUAGGAACGCGCAGAGCCAGGAGGGACGGCAGCAGCGUAUCAAGGAGGUGCGGAAGAUGCUGGAGUUAUUGGCUCACGCAGCGUCCUGCCGCCCCCAGCCAGGCACGGUGUGCACGUACCCCAAGUGCAGCAUGGUGAAGAUGCUGUUCCGCCACGGCACCAUCUGUGCCGUGCGCUCAGCGGGGGGUUGCCAGCACUGCAAGCGCAUGUGGGGGCUGCUGCACCUGCACGCACGCUCCUGCAAAGACAGCCUCUGCAAAGUGCCGCGCUGCAA
Molecule: messenger RNA, 5024 nt
Organism: Closterium sp. NIES-65
Lineage: Eukaryota; Viridiplantae; Streptophyta; Zygnematophyceae; Desmidiales; Closteriaceae
Source: the annotation of a GenBank genome assembly